AUGUCUUUUCCCCUUUCCCUGUAUCCGUCCAUCCGGCAGAUUCGUAUUUUCGAUCUCGGCCGGAAGCGUGCCUCCGUAGACGAGUUUCCUUUCUGCUGCCACCUAGUCUCGGAUGAGUACGAGCAGCUUUCAUCCGAAGCUCUGGAGGCUGCCCGGAUCUGCGCCAACAAGUAUGUCACAAAGACCUCUGGCAAGGACUCGUUCCACCUCCGUGUCCGUGUGCACCCCUUCCAUGUCCUCCGUAUCAACAAGAUGUUGUCAUGUGCUGGAGCCGAUAGGUUCGUCACUUCACUUGAUUUGCCUCGCAUUCUCCCAUCUAUGGGUGGGCGCCCAUAUGUUGGAUUGGUAAUCGAACCAUACGUGAUUGGUAAUGACCUUCAUUCCAGGUUGCAAACUGGCAUGCGUGGUGCUUGGGGAAAGCCUUACGGCACUGUCGCACGUGUGAAUAUCGGACAGAUCAUCCUGUCUAUCCGGUGCAAAGAUUCCAAUGCACACGUCAUCCAAGAAGCUCUCCGUCGUGCACGUUACAAGUUCCCUGGUCGUCAGAAGAUCAUUGUCUCGAAGAAGUGGGGAUUUACAAAUGUGGCUCGUGAGGAGUAUAUGAGACUCAAGGAAGAGAAGAGGGUGUUGCAGGAUGGUGCUUAUGUACAAUUCAUCCGCCCGAGGGGACCUUUGGAAGCGAACCUCCGAGCACAACUCAAGGCGUGA
Messenger RNA from Pisolithus orientalis, 708 nucleotides. RefSeq names its product ribosomal protein L10e/L16. Bases 1 to 708 code for a protein of 235 amino acids. Gene Ontology annotation, molecular function: structural constituent of ribosome. Gene Ontology annotation, biological process: translation; ribosomal large subunit assembly. Gene Ontology annotation, cellular component: ribosome; cytosolic large ribosomal subunit. Lineage: Eukaryota; Fungi; Basidiomycota; Agaricomycetes; Boletales; Pisolithaceae. The transcript has 2 exons. The record is from RefSeq and is a predicted model, not a curated record.